Molecule: messenger RNA, 7240 nt
Organism: Electrophorus electricus (electric eel)
Lineage: Eukaryota; Metazoa; Chordata; Actinopteri; Gymnotiformes; Gymnotidae
Gene: lmtk2
Product: lemur tyrosine kinase 2
Biological process (GO): protein phosphorylation
Molecular function (GO): ATP binding; protein kinase activity
Source: RefSeq, a predicted model, not a curated record
GGAUAGGGGCCGCGAUGCUGGACUGUGUCAAGUAACCUUACCGUGUUGACUUUCGUUUAAGCGAAACUGCGAGAUGUUGGAUAAUGCCCGAGUUGCGUUGUUAUUACUUAAGAUAGGUAAUGAACGACUGCAUUAUUUUAGGCAAUGAAAAACGACAGCAAAUAAGACAACUGCUGUCUACCGGUAGAUAGCUAGCUAGGCGGCUCUCCUGGUCUACGUCGCCGUUGAUGGUCACGCUGCUAACGCUUAGCUGGAUAGAUGCGGCUCUGUUACCACCAGCUGAACGUUGACAGGGUCGAUGUAUCGCUUGCAUUCAAUAGUUGUACCCGCACAUGACUCUCUCAUUUAUUUCGACUAGUAUUUUGUAGUCACUUUAACGGUUACUAGCCGGAUAAGCUAGAUAGCCACCUAGCUAACCUAGCUAGUCAAGUCGAAACGAUGGAUACCUGUCGCGCAUCUCUGUUUUUACUGGCAGUGGCGUCUUCGCAGUUUGUAAAGAUUUCUGAAGGUGCACCUCUUACCCAUCAAGAACCAGGGGAAUCAGCGGAUGAGGUGGAGUUCUCUUUGAACCUAUUGUUGGUAGUUUCUCUGUCUAUGCUGGUUGCAACUGUUAUGCUGCUGCUCAACUGCGUGACGUGCUGCAAACAACGAGAGAUCAACUUUAAGGAGUUUGAAGACAACUUUGAGGAUGAGAUUGACUUCACCCCUCCAGCAGAAGACACCCCUUCCAUGCAGUCCCCGGCUGAAGUGUACACCCUGGCUGUGCCGCCUGCACCACUGCCUGGACCCCCACACCUCCAGCUGCCCAGGAUAGCAGAGCAAGAUACUAGCAACAUCCAGGCCAUGGGCCUGAUAACUGAGGUCUUGACAGGCCCACAAGUGGCGCGCCACACUCUCAGUUACAUACAGGAGAUUGGGAGUGGCUGGUUCGGCAAGGUUUUGCUCAGUGAGAGCUACUCGGACCCCAGUGUAGCCAGAGUGGUGGUCAAAGAGCUGAAAGCCAAUGCCAGCUCUAAAGAGCAGAAUGAAUUCCUUCAGCAGGGAGACCCAUACAGGGUCCUUCAGCACCCAAACAUACUGCAGUGCCUUGGUCAGUGUGUUGAGGCUAUUCCUUUCUUACUCGUCUUUGAGUACUGCGAACUGGGAGACCUGAGGAGCUACGUCGCUCUACAGGACUGGCUGUACAAGACUGGAGAGCUGCUGCAGCUGCAGAAGAUGGCCUGUGAGAUCGCCGCAGGCCUCACUCACCUGCACAAGCACAACUUCCUGCACAGUGAUUUGGCAUUGAGGAACUGCUAUCUCACAACAGAUCUGACUGUCAAAAUAGGAGACUAUGGCAUUGGACCCUCAAGAUUUAAAGAGGAUUACAUCACAACAGAGGAGGACCAAUGCAUAGCUUUACGCUGGCUUGCCCCAGAGCUGGUUGGUGAGCUGCAUGGAGGUGUGAUAACAUCAGAACAAACUAAACCCAGUAAUGUUUGGGCUUUGGGUGUGACCUUGUGGGAACUGUUUGAGAGAGGAAAGCAACCCUAUACUCACCUGUCAGACAGAGAGGUUCUCCACCAUGUCAUCAGAGAUCAACAAAUAAAACUCCUCAAGCCACAGCUAGAUCUACCUUACUCAGAAAGAUGGUAUGAGUUACUGCAGUUUUGCUGGCUACCUGCAGACAAAAGGGCCACAGCUGAGGAAGUUCACCGCCUGCUAACCUAUCUCCGCAUGCAGGGUCAGAAAGAAAUUGAGGAUGACUUUGAGCAGCGCUGGAGCUCCCUGAAACCUAAUCCCAUGACCCGGCAGGCCACCGUCAGACACUCCUCCUUUCCCAUCCUUGAGCAGUUUGAUGAUGGGCGAGAACCAGAUGAGGUGCUCACAGUGACCGAGACAAGCCGCGGACUCAGUUUCGAGUAUGUAUGGGAAGCAGCCAAACAUGACCACUACGACAGCCACAACCGCUCUUCCAUGGACACUAUGGUGAACUACCACAGCAUGUUUUUCCCCGUGCCUCGGCAGGACAUUCAGUCGCACUUCCCAGAGAUCGGAGGUGAAGCAGUAUCCCAAAGGGUCCCGGGGACUUUGCCAGUGUUUGAUGCUCGAGAGCCCAACUCGGGGAAUGAGUACUACAUUCAGUUGGAGGAGCAGGAUGAAAGUGAUAUAGGAGUUUUGGACAAUCAAGGUUCUGAGGGAGCCACUGCAUCAAACAAGGAGCAGUAUGUUGUCUUGCAGGAUAUUCGUUUAGAUGAGUCCAGUACAGAUGCAGAUUUUUUUCAUCAGAGCAUAGACUCAAAAGACUCUUAUCUUCAAGACAGUCACGUGUGGUCCUCAAGUGACCAUGAGAGUCCUUACCAUACAAACAUUUUCAAUGAGAAUGAUUCAAAAUUUGAGGACUCUCAUUCUUUCCGAAGUGGUUUCAUGGAGCUUCCUGAGAUGAAUUUACAAAUAAGUGACUCUUUUCAUGGUGACACCAAUAGUGUAGUGCAGAGUGAAGGUCUAACCACUACUUUUUUAGAAAUAGAACAAGAAGCUGCUAAUCUGAGAGACGUUGAUGAAGAUAACAAGGAUGUAAUGAAACUUUUUAACACAGAGAAACUGGUUGAUAACUUUUUGUUCCUCAAAGAAAACAGCUUAAUGAAAGAUAGUUUUGGUUUGUCAGAAUCAAAAGACAUCCAGGAAACCGAUUUAUCAUUAAUCAGUUUUGAUGUGAAUUCCUCAAGCAGACAGAAUGUUUCCGAUGAUCCAUCAAAGUCUGUAGUAAAUUCUGAACAUCUUAGGGAUGAAUUCUUGGACUUGGUAAAUCCUAUUUUAGGAGAUUUCUUGUCACCUUUAAAGGUAAGCAAAACACUGGUGCCUUCAGAUACAUUCUCAACAGAAGAAACCUGUAGCAACCAGCCGCCAGAGAUAAAUGGCUCUUCCAGUGAGGAAAGUGCUCGGUUAGCUUCCUCAAAAGGUUGGAUUCAUUCUACUUCUGAAUCUACCUCUGAGAGUCCUGAGGUUGUUAAUCCAUCUGAAAGUCAUCAGCUAAUUGUUGAAAGUGCCAUCACAGAUAUUUUGUGUACAGAUGCCAAUACGUCUAGUCUUGAGGAAAGCCUUGGAGUUUCUAAGGACAAUGGGCAGUACAUAGAAAUUGUUGAGUGUUCUGAGGAGAAAAUCAAGACCUCUUCUCCUUUAAGUAAAUCCACAGAAGAGGUAAAUGGUGACCAAACAGAAGGCUUAACAAAUAGUGAAUCCUUGAGUGAUAUGCUUACGAAUGGGGAAAAGAAUAGGGACAUUGAAGAUGCUUUGUUGCUGGAAGCCUUGAAUCAGGAAGAAUCCUUGCUGGACAACUGUGUGUCACAGGAUAAGUCCUCACUGUUGAUUUCAGACUCUUGCUUGGACCAGAUUAGUCAGGACAGCCUUCUGGAGGACAGCAUUUCAUCCGCUUUACCAACUAUUGAGAAUUCCGCCGAGACACCUGAUUCCUUAGAUUCUCUGGACAUGCAUAGGGAGGUCGGACAUGUAGAAUCGCUGGACACCCCUGUUGUUCAUAAACUCCAAGCACCUUACAAAACUGCUGACAGUGGAUAUGAAACCGAGAACCUUGAGUCACCUGAGUGGAAUUCUCAGCCUAGUGGGAAUGAUGUUUCACAAGGGAAAGAAAGUAGCACUACAGAGGAGCCUCCUUCAACACUGGCUCCUCCAGAAAUUGUUGUAUCUGAAGUAGAAAGUAUGCCUGAUGUUCAGGAUUAUGGCGAGAGUCACCACCAAGAAAUUGCUGAGGUGGUUGUUGGUGCCCACAGAGACUCUGCUUACUUUUCUGAUAAUGAAGAACUGGAUAAGAGGAGUGAUGACCCAAUCCCAUCAUCAACAGGAGAGCUCCUGAACCAAGGAGCCAAAUCAGCAGAAGUUUCACCACUGGUGUCAAGAGAAGGUGUUCAUGAGAAGGACACGGAGUCUGUAACCAGUGGCAAACAAGAACACUUUGUUUCUACAGCUGAAUCAGCUGUUGCUGAUAUAAAUGUAAUUAAAGGGACUUGUUUACCAGAGUUAGUUCUCACUUCAGACAUGGACUGUGAAACAGAAAAGCCAGUGACUGAGGAUUACUCUAAGAAAGAAGAGAGGUUAGAGAAAUUCUCUGAUCUUUUAAUUGAUCAAACUCAUUCCAGUGCAAUUCUAGAAAUUCAAGAAGCAACAGGCUCUACCUCAAUGCAAUCUUCAGCAGAUAUUGUGGUCCAUGCAAAGCUAACCAGGACUUAUGCAGGGGAAGGCCCAAAGAAAAAGGAACCAGAUAUGGAAGGUAGAUAUCUUGGAAAAUUGGAUGAAGCAGCAGUGGCAGGCGGGGCGGAAGAUGGGAUGGAGGCUGAUGAGGAGGACGAGAACAGUGAUGACUCUGAUGAAGACAUGCGCAUUUACAGACCACACAGCUCUGGCUCUGAAAGUGAGGAUGAUGUUGUGCAUCCAGUGCCUGUUAUAGUGUCAGAUAACAGUGAUGCCUGCAACCUCAAGAGCCUGCUGAAAGCCAAGUCACUGCAAACUGCAAAAUCCAACGCAGGAGGGCAUGUUAACGCAAAUAACAGGAGAGCAGUGUCCUUCUUUGAUGAUGUCACCGUUUACCUCUUUGACCAGGACACCCCUACAAAAGAACUUGGCGAUCAUUUGCUAGGCUCCAACAGCCAAGUGUCUGAGUUUAGCAGCCCAGUGGCCUCUUCCAGCUACCUGAACAGAUUUACCAACUCAGAAAGCUCGACAGAUGAAGAAGGCGGCGCAUUUGAGUGGGAUGAUGACUUCUCUCCAGAGCCCUCCUUCCUCUCCAAAGUAGGUGUUGACACUGCUAACAGAGCUCCAGUGGCCUCCCAGUUCUUCUCGCCACCCCCUGCAAGCCACUCGUCAGAACUGAGUUGGAGCAGCCCCUCCACGUUCUCCCGAUUCUCAAUCUCGUCAGCAAACAUCGCCAGUUUUUCCCUUACACACCUCACCGACUCCGACAUCGAACAAGGAGGAAGCAGUGAAGAUGGAGAAAAGGACUAAAAACUCAAUGGGCCUCUUAAAGUAUUUAGGCUAAAGGACACGUUUUGGAAGUGUUGGAGAAACUUGGGACUCUGAAGGCUAUGAUUGCUUCUCAGGCAGCAUUGCUAUUUCUUUGAGGAGAUGACUAAGAAGGAAACUGCACAGAGUAAACCACUGGUGUCAACGUCUACUGCUUUUCUUCCCUUCCUAUACUUUGUUUAGCAGAUCAAAAACAUUUAUUUUCUUCAGACCUCUGUGUCCAUGAACUAAAUUUGUGUUUUUCAUGUUGAAGAAAUUUGUGCAAUUUGAAGAAAUCUGUCCUGCUUAAGUGCUUCUGAACUGUCCAGCUACUUAUUUGUCUGUUUAGGACAAGCUUUGUUCAUGAUUUAGUCACUUUCUGUUAUUCAUCUUUGAAUGAUGUAGCUGUGACUCAUCUCAAUAAUUUGAAGGACUUUUCAUAGAUCACCGAUCAGCCGCUAGGCUCUUACACAGUUGUGCAAUUCAUAUCAUACGGUACUUGCUUUUUUACUUUGAGACACUGUUUUUUACUGAGUGUAAAAUCUAGCAUUAAAAUUGGAGGAACACUUGUAUUAUGCCUCAGUGCACAGUGUUUUGGAAUUACACUGGUAAUGACACUAAUAGACUGUCAGCAAAUAUAUAUUUUAUACCUACAGAGACAAUAGAGACAUGGAGAGUAUAUGUCCAGCCAAUAUUUGCUUGAGGCUAAAACUAAAAUGAACUUGAACAAUUGCAAACUGUUAAAAAGGGGGUAAAUAGGUCCUCAACCACCUGUGUUCCUCUGCAAAGCAGAUGGUAAGUGAAGCUCUUAAUCAGAGUCUUUUCAUCAGAGCUUAACAGAAUAUCACAGGUCUAUGGUUACCACAGAUACCAUGAUAUGGAACCAUAAUAAAAAUAGUAGCUUCUGUGGUGGAACAUGAUGAAAGCUUUGUGACUUGCAAACACAUUUGUUGGCAUUCAUACAUUUGCAGAAGUAUAUUAAAUGAAAAUGUCAACGUUAUUCAAAGUAUCUUGGGCCAUUUUAUCAUUUUCUUUUUGUUUAUUUUUUAUAUUUUGCAAAUUAACCAAAUGGUGUACGGUGGUGGACAUUCGUUGAGCAGCUGGUAAUAAUUCUUGUCAUAUGUGGUAUAAUUUUGUCAUGUUGUUAAUUACUGUUAAAUAUAACUGUUAAUCACUGUUUAGAUUUUCAUCUCCAUCACCUUCAUCUAAAAUGUAGCACGAAUUGCCAUAGCAGUCAUGUAAUUUUAUAUUCAAGGAAACUGAUCAAGUUUGAAAGGUGGUUUGCAGGUCUAAAACUUGGAAAACAGUUUAAUGGUGGCUUUACAUAGGAAACACAAAUAACUUUCGUUAAUAGUGUCACAAUAACACUAAAACAUAGUUCUCUCAUUUUUAAUUAGGGCAUUGAUUAGGACAUAAUCAUUUUUAUGAACCAAUCACAGCUUGAUAUGGAAGUUCUCUGAAAGUUAACACAUCAAGAUAUGUUUAGUAUGUACAUAGCUUUGAAAGCAACACUACAGAAUGCUACGGAGUGAGCUACAGAAUAGACAGGAUAAGGUUUUGAUGUCUCUGAUUUUUUGUGUUGCUCAAUUCAACUAUGAUGUUUUUAAUUAAUUUAGCUUUUUCAGUCUUAAUUGUGGGAACCAUGAAGUUGGUGUUCAUCACCAGAUUGAGAUAAAUCAGGUGCAUAGAUGAUACUUUUCCUUGUAAUUCAGUACAGUAGGCUCUGUGUUUUAGAUCAGUUCAAUAUUUGUAUUACCAGCACUCUUUUAGUUGCUCUUAGUAUUUUAUUUAAGGCAACUCUUCAGUUUUAUUCUACAGUGUAUACAUUUGCUUAAUCUUGCACAUCUUGAAAGUGUAACUUAAUGUUGAAUUGUACCAAUGUAUAUAAAUGUUAAUUUUUGUCUGUAAAUUGGGAAUGAUGUAAGUUCUAGGGGUAAGGUAUAAUUUUUGUAAUAUAAAGCUAAAAUGCAACAUAUCAUGGUUUAAAAAUGAUAAAGUGACAAAGUUGUAAAGUAAAUUGAAAAAAUGCAGGUCGUCCUUGUAUCUUGUAAAAUUUUAAAAAUGGUGAUAUUUUUACUUCAUAUUGAUGAUCAUGCUUAGUGUAAUUGAAUGAAUUGUUUAUAAUUACACUGUUUAUUAUUGAAAUAAAUGAAAAAUUACCUCCACUGAUCUCGUAACACUACAUGUUAAUUUGAUUUACCUGGACAUUUGUAUAUUACAGUGUACCAUUCAAUAGAAAUGCUUU